Molecule: messenger RNA, 1882 nt
Organism: Amblyraja radiata (thorny skate)
Lineage: Eukaryota; Metazoa; Chordata; Chondrichthyes; Rajiformes; Rajidae
Gene: pstk
Product: phosphoseryl-tRNA kinase
Exons: 6
Coding region: 123-1205 (360 amino acids)
Molecular function (GO): tRNA binding; kinase activity
Source: RefSeq, a predicted model, not a curated record
AAGCAUCUGCAGUUCCUCCCUGCUACAGUUUACGGUCGCGACUGUUGCGCGUCUCUGGAGGGGCGGAGGCCUCGGAGGCCCGGCUUCAGUCGGCGGCCUUUCUCCAGCCAGUGCUGGAGUGGAUGAGUGCCGGUGGCAGCUGCGUGUGCCUGUGUCUGGUCGCCGGCCUCCCGGGAGCAGGGAAGACCACGCUUACCCGCCGUCUGCCGGAGCUGCUGCAGCCGAGGGCGCAGUCGGUGGUGCUGCGCUACGAUGAUGUCAUUCCAAGGGAGGCUUUCCAGGCUGUAACGCAGGCCGAUGGCGACCUUUCAACGGACAACCCCUCUGGAACGGAUUCACUUUGGAAAUUGUACAGACAUAAACUGCUGGUAUAUAUUGAGUGCUUAAUUCAGGCUAUUAAUGAAAAUGGCCAGCUCUCCCUUUCGGGCAAUGAAAAUGACUCAUUGUGGGAAUGCUUCAUUGAGUCACUGAAACAACAGCAAAUUAUCUCUGGAGAAACCCAGCAUGGAGUGCAGAAGUACUCAAUUUGCAUCACACUUUCAAAGCCCUUAGUUAUAAUUUUGGAUGACAACUUCUACUAUCAAAGUAUGAGACAUGAGGUUUACCAGAUGGUGAGGCGAAAUUCCAUAGGCUUCUUGCAGCUGUUUCUGGAGUGCCCGCUAGAAUUAUGCCUGACGAGAAAUCAUGAGCGGGGUUGUCUGGUUGAUGAUGAAACAAUAAUUCUGAUGUCAGCAAAAAUCCAGCCUCCAGACCCUGCGAAAAAUGCAUGGGAAAAGAACAGUAUUAUACUAAACAAUUCAGAACAUUUUAUGGAAGAUGAAAUGCAAGCGGUAUUUGCACUUCUUGACAGUUCAAUAGAAAAUCCAGAGAAGCCAUUAGAAGAAAACAAUGAACAAAAGGAGAGAGAUCGUGCCACUUGUGCUGCUAGUGCUCUUCAUCAAGCUGAUCAAGCCUUCCGCCGCUUGGUGUCUCAGUCUAUGAAAACUGCAAAAGCUAAGAACCUUUCAAAGUGUAAUUUGAAGUUGCUGUCUCAAGAACUGAACAAGCUUAAGGCUGAGAUUUUGGAAGACCUUCGACAUCUCAACUUCCAGAGCAAUCCUAUAAAACUUUAUGGUGAUGUUGAUGUGAUCGUCAAAGAAGCUACACAUGAAUUUGAUCAGAGGAAGGAAAAAAUUCUGAGGAAUUUUCUAAAAUCCUCAAGUUAACAAUGCAUGGUGCUGUCCAGUUUGUCUACAGCCCAUAGUUUAACCUGUCUCAGUACUCUAUCUUAGUUAUGAGAGUUUGACUUAGAAAAGUCAGGUUAUUUGCUGGAGAACUGUGCAGAAUUGCUAUUGUAAGGAUCAGGUGCACCAAUAUAGAGUAUAUAUCAUUGUUGUGCAAUGUAUAAUUAUAUCUGUUAAAAGAGUGAAACAUGUUUUGCUUGUUUCAUAAAAUGUACAUGAGUAAAGUACUGAAGAUGAUCGAAAGCUGAAAUAAAAACGUUAGAAACGCUCUGAGGGUGUAGAGAUUUGAAUAAAUGUUAAGAUGCAGAGAAAGGCUGCUGCAGGUAGGAUGCAGAGAAAGUAAGUAACAAAAGCAUGAUGGAAAGGGUGUGGUAAUUGAACAAGUAAUUUAGAGCACAUCUAAAUAACAGGAGCAUAUUCAUUAACUGAUACUAAAUUCAAUGGACGGUUUAAUGUCUGUAUGAUGGGGGCUUAACAUUUGCCCUUUUUAAGAAUACAGAGAGUAUUUGUUUGGGUAAAAUUCUGCUACAACUGUAAAUAUUUAACUUUUUUAUGAAAAUAUGUUCAGAGAUUGUAAUAAGUAAAUAUGUUACAAGAGAUGAUGAAUAACCCGUUUGUUUUUACAAAAUAUUUGAGAGUCUAUACAGCUCAUAGUUUAA